Clavispora lusitaniae ATCC 42720 is the source of this 1407-nucleotide messenger RNA. RefSeq lists its product as uncharacterized. Gene Ontology annotation, biological process: transmembrane transport. Gene Ontology annotation, cellular component: endoplasmic reticulum; membrane. The record is from RefSeq and is a predicted model, not a curated record. NCBI's taxonomy places the organism in Eukaryota, Fungi, Ascomycota, Pichiomycetes, Serinales, Metschnikowiaceae.
AUGAUUCCACACUUUUCUGCAACUAGAAUUUAUAACACCAGUUUUUUUUCUUCUUUCAUCCCCCAUCUUUUUAUGUGGGCACUACUAUCUCGGAAUGAGGCCCAGCCUCCGCUCAAUCCCGAUCUAUCAUUCUUGGCCAUUUCCUUUCUUACUUUGGAGGCGGUUUUAGAGGUGGUGAUUAUUUGCUUCGCUGGUUUUAUGGCAGCAAAGACGAAGCUUCUCUCUACCGCUGGCCAAAAAGUCAUUUCUCAACUCAACGUUGACUUAUUCACCCCAUGUUUGGUCUUCACUAAGCUUGCGCCAUCGCUUUCGUUGAACAAAAUGGUGGACAUCAUCAUUAUCCCGAUUUUUUAUGCCGUUACUACUUUGGCCUCCCUUGUCUGCUCGCGCGUCAUGUCCAAUUUCAUGCUGUUGAAUAAUGCUGAGUCCGACUAUGUCACGGCCAUGGCUGUUUUUGGUAACUCAAACUCCUUACCUGUGUCGUUAACUAUGUCUUUGGCUUACACAUUACCAGAUUUAUUGUGGGAUCAAAUUGAAGACGACGACUCUGACAAAGUUGCUUCCCGUGGUAUUUUGUACUUGUUGAUCUUUCAGCAACUCGGCCAGAUAUUACGGUGGUCGUGGGGCUACAACAAGCUAUUGCGUAAAAGAUCCCCCGAAGAGCUUUCAGGGUACCAGUUGGAAACGGAAGCCGAAAUCUCCGUUGGCUCAGAUGACGUCGAACUGUCUCGUGCCUCUUCGUCUUCUCGUCAAGCAAAUGACUCAGAGGAAGAAAAUGAUUCGCUUUUAACGAACCGUAAGCAACCUAUCGUGGAAACGAUUACAGCUGAGCAAUCCGUGUUAUCCCAAAUAUGGUACAGCAAACCAGUUCAAGGAUUUUUGUCUUUCAUGAAUCCGCCAUUGUAUGCUAUGUUAAUAUCGAUUGUCGUGGCCUCUGUUCCAGCUUUCCAAAAGGAAUUUUUCUACAAUGACUCAUUUAUCCAAAACACCCUUACUAAAUCAAUUGACCAGCUUGGUUCUGUUUCCAUUCCUUUGAUCUUGAUCGUAUUGGGGUCGAAUUUGUACCCUUCAGCAGAUAUUCCUGCUCCCUCCAGAAACUACAAGAAGAUUGUUUUUGCAUCUUUGGUGUCCAGAAUGAUUCUUCCGUCGUUUGUCCUUUUGCCUUUAAUUGCGAUUUGUGUUAAGUAUGUGAACAUUUCCAUUUUGGAUGAUCCCAUCUUUUUAAUUGUGGCGUUUGUGCUUACUGUUUCCCCGCCUGCAAUUCAACUCUCACAGAUCACUCAACUCAAUGGUAUUUACCAAAAAGAAAUGGCAGGCGUUCUUUUUUGGGGUUAUGUGAUUUUGACAUUACCCACAACGAUCUUUAUCGUUGUAACCAGUUUGGAAGUUUUGAAAUGGGCUACAUAA